AUGACAAGCGCAAAACUAUGGGGAGGUCGCUUUACGGGCGAAACUGAUCCACUUAUGGACGCAUUCAACGCAUCCAUUCACUUUGAUAAAAAAAUGUACGAAGCUGAUAUUCGUGGAUCGCAAGCCUAUGCUAAAGCUCUCUCAAAAAACGGCAUAAUAAACGACGACGAAUGCGCCACGCUCGUAGAUGGAUUAGAAAAGGUUCUACAAGAAUGGCAGACUAAUAAAUUUGUAAUCAAACCGGGAGACGAGGACAUUCAUACAGCGAACGAGAGGAGACUUGGAGAGUUUGUUGGGGGUGUGGCGGGAAAGCUGCACACUGGGAGGAGUAGAAAUGAUCAAGUAACAACUGAUUUGAGAAUUUGGGCCCGGGAGGAAGCAAGGAAGUUAUUAGGGCAUUUGAAGCAAUUGAUUGCGGUCGCUGUGGAAAGAGCGGAACGAGAAGUAGAUGUUUUGAUGCCUGGUUAUACUCAUCUACAGCGUGCUCAACCAAUUCGUUGGAGUCACUGGCUACUCAGUUAUGCUUGGAGCUGGCAAGCGGACGCCAAACGUUUGGAACAAAUAAUUGAUCGUCUCAAUGUUCUUCCCCUCGGUAGUGGAGCUUUAGCUGGUAAUCCAUUCAAUAUUGAUCGUGGAUUUCUUGCUCAAGAAUUAGGCUUUAGUGGCGUUAUCCAAAACAGUCUCUAUGGUGUCAGUGACCGUGACUACAUAGCCGAAUUAUUGUUCUGGGCUUCUGUGGCCAUGGUACAUGUAAGCAGAAUUUCAGAAGAUCUGAUUAUAUACAGCUCAGGAGAGUUUGGAUUUGUUACUCUUGCGGAUGCAUACAGUACUGGAAGCAGUUUGAUGCCUCAGAAGAAAAAUCCUGACAGUCUGGAACUUCUUCGUGGUAAAUCUGGACGCGUCUUUGGUCAACUCUCAGGAUUUCUGAUGACAUACAAAGGUCUUCCAAGCACUUACAACAAAGACCUUCAAGAAGAUAAAGAACCACUAUUCGAUGCUGUCGAAACACUGUCGGGAUCUCUACAAAUCACAGCUGGCGUUUUAUCUACUUUGACGAUCCAUCCCCAAAAAAUGCGCCAAAACCUUAGUAUCGAUAUGUUAGCUACUGAUCUGGCCGAAUAUCUUGUCCGAAAAGGGGUUCCGUUUCGUGAGACUCAUCACAUUGCAGGUGCUGCAGUUCGCCUGGCUGAAGAACGUAACACGUCGAUGUCUGCACUUUCCUUAUUUGACUUUAAACAACUUCACACAGCCUUUGAAGAAGAUAUAGCCGAAAUCUGGGAUUUCGAGAAGAGUGUUGAGAAUAGAUCGAGUUUGGGAGGAACGAGCAAGCAAACUGUAAUAGAACAGAUAAGAAUAUUAAAGGCUUGGUUAGCUGAAUAG
Paraglomus brasilianum is the source of this 1380-nucleotide messenger RNA. Lineage: Eukaryota; Fungi; Glomeromycota; Glomeromycetes; Paraglomerales; Paraglomeraceae. The record is from the annotation of a GenBank genome assembly.